CCUAUACCUUUAGAUCUAUACCCCCACCCCCCCCCCCCACCACCACCCCAACCAGAUCCCUAAAGAUAAUCAUCCUCCAUUUUUACACACCACCUCACCUCCCCUCCUCUGUUAAAAUGUCACACAACACCGCCACCCACCGCCGCAGCUAUGCUCCUCCUACCCCUGAGAUCCCCAUGGACCACCCCCACCCAGAUCCCCCCAUCUCCACCGUUCAAAACAUAUCCAAUCACUUCUCAAGAUUGUACUUGAACCAUAAGGCCAGGUCUUCUUCUUUAACCCAACCUCCGCCUGUUUCCGAUGGGUCAACCACCGCAUCUUUGACCAAGUCACAGAGUCAAAGAACCAAACUUCCCCAAAAAAGAGCCAAACCCCAUUAUUAUUACUUCAAUAAACCAGUAAAGGAGCAGUCUUUGGACGAAGAAGAAGAAGAAGAAGACAAUAUCAAGAGAGCCAUCGUGGUGAGCAACAAAGUGCCUCCUGAAAAGAAGCAACAAGCUGUAAAUUUGAAGGCAAAAGAUGAACAAGGGUUUGAUGAAGUGAAGAAGUUACCAAAAGGGUAUUAUGAUGUUGAAAAGCCAAUAGGGAUGUUGAGGGGUAGGAGGAGGAGGUCAUUUGGGAGUAGCUCACAAGCUGAGUUGACUGACUUCUUUGCUUGUAAUGGUGUCAAAGUGGUCUCUGCUGACAUGCCUCCCUAUAUGCAGAUUCAUGUUGUGGAUGUCACAAGAAAAACUUAUGAUAGCUUGGAAAAGUUCACUGCCAAAACACUUGCUUUGACUCUUAAAAAGGAGUUUGAUGGGGUUUAUGGACCAGCUUGGCAUUGUAUUGUGGGGUCAAGUUUUGGAUCAUUUGUGACACAUUCAGUUGGUGGAUUCAUGUAUUUCUCCAUGGAUCAGAAGAUUUAUGUUCUUCUGUUCAAGACUGCUGUUCAAAGAGCACAUUGAUGAUGAUGAAAAAAUAACUUCUUAAUAGAAAAAAAAAAAAAAAAAACUGUACAAUUUUUGCUGUAGCCAAUUGUAUCUCAUGCUUCAAUAGUUGUAUUUUAUGCCUCUGAAUGGAUUAUAGCAUGCAUGUUUCCACAUCA
Molecule: messenger RNA, 1084 nt
Organism: Helianthus annuus (common sunflower)
Lineage: Eukaryota; Viridiplantae; Streptophyta; Magnoliopsida; Asterales; Asteraceae
Exons: 2
Coding region: 117-944 (275 amino acids)
Biological process (GO): microtubule-based process
Cellular component (GO): dynein complex
Molecular function (GO): dynein light intermediate chain binding; dynein intermediate chain binding
Source: RefSeq, a predicted model, not a curated record